Suillus subalutaceus is the source of this 2361-nucleotide messenger RNA. RefSeq lists its product as uncharacterized. The coding region runs from base 1 to 2361 and encodes 786 amino acids. The transcript is spliced from 15 exons. The record is from RefSeq and is a predicted model, not a curated record. Lineage: Eukaryota; Fungi; Basidiomycota; Agaricomycetes; Boletales; Suillaceae.
AUGGCUCUCUGGCUUCAUGAGCGCAAAAACUAUCUUCUUGAGUUUAUCAGACUCGAAGAAUGUGGGGACUACGCAUCCAGGGAAACUUGCCAAGGGCACAGUGAAUGUGAAUCUGAGCCUGGAUAUUGUUGCCGGGAUUGUUUUGGGACAGAGCUCUAUUGUCAAGAGUGUAUCAUCAAAUUCUGGAAUGGUUCUUUCUUCGAGGAUACCACACUCAAGUAUCUCGGACUCCGUGUCCAGCUUGGCCACCCGGUUGGCGAGCGAUGUUUCAACCAUUCACGAGCCUAUGAUGAUGAUUUUAACAUUCUCGACAUUAAUGGUAUCCACAAACUCGCCUUAGAUUUUUGUGCAUGUGAGAGUGCACUAAGUCACAUUAACCAAAUCCUGCGAGCUCGCUGGUAUCCUGCGACCAGCAUAGAUCCUAAAUCAGCAGUGAUGUUCCAUCUUCUAGAGCAUUUUCACAUGCUUACAUUCGAGUCCAAAGCCUCUGCCUUCGAAUAUUGGCAAACCCUGGUGCAUCUUACCGAUAAUACAGGCAUCAAGCCAUGCAAGGAUCGUUAUGACAGUCUUUUGCGCAUGAUCAAACAAUGGCGUCAUGAUCCCGCUGGCAUCAAUGCGACUGAACAGGGCUCAUGUGCUGUGGUUUGUCCUGCAUGCCCCCACCCAGGCAAGAACUUACCAGAAGACUGGAAAGCAGCACUUCUGGACAAAUGGUGGCUGUAUGCACAAUUUCUGGCCAUUGAUGUGAAUUUCCGCUUGGCACGCAAGAACGUUUCCUCAGACAGGAUUGACCCUGGUUUGAGUAGAGGAUGGGCUUAUUUCGUCGAGGAGACUGGAUUCAAAGGAUUCCUGACCAAUGUUGGAAUGGUACCACAAGAGAAAAGCACGUGUGCUAGUCACAAUGCCGUGAAUCUUGCUGAAAUGAAGAACUUGCGAGGAUUGGCUGCAACUGGAGCUGGGACUGUGGAUUGUUCUCGUCACAACUUCAAGUGGCCAUGUGGAGUAGGUGACCUUCAGAAGGGUGAAAAGUAUAUCAAUAUGGAUUACCUAUUCUUCUCAACCGUGCAACAUUCUGAAGAUAUUGUUGUAUUGAAUGUGUCUUAUGAUAUCGCUUGCCAGUGGAGCAAAAACCUAUGGGGCCGGAUGUCGAAAUACCCAUCACGCAUGCACUUUGCGUGUGGACGAUGGGUCCUGGGGGCUCGUCGUGAUACACUGGAUGAUCAUUUCGGCGACUACAAUUGGAAGAAGGUUACGAACUUCGGUGUCAGUUUACUGAGUAAAAUGAAGACUGUGAUUCCUGAACGUGACCAACACCAACAAGAUUUUGACGACUUUCACCUUACACUCAUGGAAGAACGACCAGGUGAGGUGGCGCAGUGGAAAGAAGUUGUUGAAAACUGGGAGGGCGACGCUUCCAACAAAAACCCCUUCGAAAUAACGACCAUCAGUAGACUCUCUCAACAGGAAGCUGAAGACCUCGAAAGAGGUUUCAACAAUUCACUACACACGGAGGUGUCACCCAGCAUACUCAUUUCAUCAGGAAUGGACCUCGAGGAACAACAAUUUCACCUGCAGCAAGAUCAUAACACUUGGAGUGGCCAUCCGACAGACUUGCAGCUGACAAAGCUACAAGAGCAUUCAAAUGCACUGCUGCGCAAGAUAGAGCAGUGGUGCAAUGUCCAACUGCUCUACAUGCCUGCCUCAGCUCGCGAGGAGAAGGCCUAUGAAAUCAAACUUUGGCUACCAUCAAAGCUGAAGGAGGCAGCUGAGAUAUUGUGUGACACGCAGCUUUGUGAGUAUGAAUGGGAGUUGCGGCGUGCUCAGGCACAUGAAGCUCACGAUGAUGUUCGCCGGCAACUUCGUCUUCGCGCACAUCUCUACAAAUUCAAGGAAGCCUACAUUCACGGGCAAUGGGCCAAUCGGAAAACUGCUGCUCGGUAUCGCAGGGCCUGGGCGGCAGUCAAGACACUGUCAGCAGUCCUGGACAAACCGAACUGGGAGGUAGAAUUGCCCGAGUUGCUGGUGGCUGAUGUUCGCGGGAUGUCAGAGGGAGAUAUUGGCCAAUCUGAAGGUAACCGCACACUUUUGUGGAUCUGGAAGGCUUGUGGGGUGGCUGCAAUGGGAGAAGAUGGCGAGGCUGUUUUAUCAGAAGCAUUGCAUAUUGAAUGGUGCAAAUUGAGAGCGCACGCCAAUCGUUGGGCCGAAGAAGUCGAGCUCCUGCAAGAGGAGAUGCGGCAUGUAGCAAGCUUUCUUUCAUGGCACACAGGGCAGUGGGAGGAGCAGGCAAAUCGGAGGACUGUCCUACCUGCACCUGAACAGGAAGGGAUCCAGGGAUAUGCGAAAUGCCAGGCCGCUCUUUGA